GCGCAGCGGGGGCGGCGUCCGGGGCAAGUCUCCCCAAUGUAAGAUGGUGGCCGGGCUGGCAGUGGAGCGCCCCGAGCUCGGAGAUCGCCUGUCCCUCGCGUAAAGGUCGUCGGAGCAGCCGCCCGAGCGCCCGACCGGCUGCCGCCACACGUCUCGCCCCAGGAGCGCCGGUGCGGGUUUCUCCCCUCCGCUUCUCUCCUUCCUCGCCGCCUCUCUCCUUCCCUCCCCACCCUUCUCCUCCUUUUCCCCUCGCCUCCUUUCCCGCACGCUCACUCACCCACCCGCCCGGCCGCCCCCGCCGCGCUGGGCAGCCUGAGAGGGAGAGCCGCGCACACGCACCGCGGGCUGGGCAGGCAGGAGGAAGGCGGACCUUCAAGUGCUGACCUUCUUGGUCUAUUAAGUUAUUAUAAACUUUUGCUGCUCUGCGAACAUAUAAAGAUGUCUCGCAGCCCUGAUGCUAAGGAAGACCCUGUGGAAUGCCCUCUUUGCAUGGAGCCUCUGGAAAUUGAUGACAUCAAUUUCUUCCCUUGCACCUGUGGGUACCAAAUCUGCCGUUUCUGUUGGCAUCGUAUUCGCACUGAUGAGAAUGGACUUUGUCCUGCUUGCAGAAAGCCAUAUCCAGAAGAUCCAGCAGUGUACAAACCACUCUCCCAGGAAGAGCUGCAGAGGAUAAAAAACGAAAAGAAACAGAAACAAAAUGAGAGGAAACAGAAGAUAUCAGAGAAUCGCAAACAUUUGGCCAGUGUACGGGUUGUACAGAAGAACCUUGUCUUCGUGGUAGGGCUAUCUCAGCGCCUAGCAGAUCCAGAGGUUUUAAAACGACCAGAAUAUUUUGGGAAGUUUGGUAAAAUACAUAAAGUUGUCAUUAAUAACAGCACAUCAUAUGCAGGCUCACAGGGUCCAAGUGCCAGUGCAUAUGUUACCUACAUCCGGUCAGAAGAUGCCCUCAGAGCCAUACAGUGUGUCAAUAAUGUGGUGGUAGACGGCAGAACACUUAAGGCAUCAUUAGGUACAACGAAAUAUUGCAGUUAUUUUCUAAAAAAUAUGCAGUGUCCCAAACCAGACUGCAUGUAUCUACAUGAGCUAGGUGAUGAGGCAGCCAGUUUCACAAAAGAAGAAAUGCAGGCGGGUAAGCACCAGGAAUAUGAACAGAAACUACUGCAAGAAUUAUACAAACUAAACCCCAACUUUCUCCAAUUAUCUACGGGUACAGUUGACAAGAACAAGAACAAAGUGACAGCACUGCAGAGACCCAACAGUAAUAACAAAGAUGCCUGGCCAUCAUUACAGAGUUCAAGUAAAUCGGCCAACGGUUUAACAAUGGAACACAGGAAAACGCCUCCUAUAUUAGAAAAUGGCACAGACCCAGAACACAUGACUCCAGAUGGUGCAGACUCAGAUUUCGGCCCUAUCGAUAAACCUUCAGAUUCCCUCAGUAUAGGAAAUGGUGACAGCUCUCAGCAGAUAACAAACAGUGACACACCUUCACCACCACCUGGUUUAACAAAACCCAAUCCAGUUAUACCCAUCAGUUCAUCUAAUCACAGUGCACGGUCUCCUUUUGAAGGGGCUGUAACAGAAUCACAGUCACUCUUCUCUGACAACUUCCGGCACCCAAACCCUAUCCCUAGUGGGCUUCCUCCAUUCCCCAGCUCUCCACAGACUUCGAGUGACUGGCCCACAGCACCAGAACCACAGAGCCUCUUCACAUCAGAAACUAUACCAGUAUCCUCCUCCACAGACUGGCAAGCAGCUUUUGGGUUUGGUUCCUCCAAACAGCAAGAGGACGACUUAGGGUUUGAUCCCUUUGACAUCACCCGCAAAGCCUUAGCAGACCUGAUUGAGAAGGAACUGUCAGUCCAAGACCAACCUUCCCUUUCGCCCACAUCUCUUCAGAACCCUACCCCACACACUACAACUGCCAAAGGGCCAGGUUCUGGAUUCCUGCAUCCUGCUGCACCCGCAAAUGCCAACUCUCUCAGUAGCACCUUUCCAGUCAUGCCACAGAGGUUUCCACAGUUUCAACAGCAUCGAGCAGUUUACAACUCCUUCAGUUUUCCAGGCCAAGCAGCUCGCUAUCCUUGGAUGGCCUUCCCACGCAAUAGCAUCAUGCACUUGAACCACACAGCAAAUCCCACCUCAAAUAGUAAUUUCUUGGACUUGAAUCUCCCACCACAACACAGCACAGGUCUGGGAGGGAUCCCUAUAUCAGACAACAGCAGUUCUGUAGAGAGUUUAAAUAUGAAGGAAUGGCAGGACGGGCUAAGGGCACUUCUACCGAACAUUAACAUCAACUUUGGUGGACUGCCCAAUGCUUCUUCCCCCUCCAACGCCAACCACAGUGUACCAACGUCCAACACUGCCACCACCGACAGCCUGAAUUGGGACAGCCCUGGCAGCUGGAUGGACCCCGCAAUCAUCACAGGUAUCCCAGCCUCCACAGGAAACAGUUUAGACACUCUUCAAGAUGACAAUCCUCCACAUUGGCUAAAAUCUCUUCAGGCCCUCACAGAGGUGGACGGCCCCAGUGCAGCGCCAUCACAGACGCACCACAGUAACCCCUUCGGCACACAGAUCCCUCUGCACAGAGCCAGUUGGAAUCCCUACUCUCCUCCUUCAAACCCCACCAGCUUCCAUUCCCCGCCUCCAGGCUUUCAGACAGCCUUCAGACCCCCCAGUAAAACCCCCACAGAUCUACUACAGAGCUCAGCGCUGGAUCGUCAUUAGGAAAGGAAGAAAAAGGAAAAAAGAAAAAUAAGACCCAAAACGUUAGAAAUGCAGGAAGUGUCCCACCCUGACUCCUCCCCACGCCCACCUACUGUUCCCUGUCAUAUCUUUCUUUCUGAAGAAUCCAGUUCCUGAUCAAACUUCCCCCCCAAAUGCAAUGCCAUCACAGGGUCAUGACCAUUCUUUUUGUUAAGUUUCUGCAGAAACAGUGUUUGAAAUACACUGUUUGAAAUACUUUCUAACCAUUCUAAG
Messenger RNA from Camarhynchus parvulus, 2979 nucleotides. RefSeq names its product CCR4-NOT transcription complex subunit 4 (gene CNOT4). The transcript is spliced from 13 exons. Gene Ontology annotation, molecular function: ubiquitin-protein transferase activity; metal ion binding; RNA binding. Bases 439 to 2727 code for a protein of 762 amino acids. Gene Ontology annotation, cellular component: CCR4-NOT complex. Gene Ontology annotation, biological process: protein ubiquitination. Lineage: Eukaryota; Metazoa; Chordata; Aves; Passeriformes; Thraupidae. The record is from RefSeq and is a predicted model, not a curated record.